This is a messenger RNA of Lithohypha guttulata, 3705 nucleotides long. It is a transcript of the gene eaf1, whose product is annotated as RNA polymerase II transcription elongation factor SpEAF. The coding region runs from base 1 to 3705 and encodes 1234 amino acids. NCBI's taxonomy places the organism in Eukaryota, Fungi, Ascomycota, Eurotiomycetes, Chaetothyriales, Trichomeriaceae. Gene Ontology annotation, biological process: DNA repair. Gene Ontology annotation, cellular component: NuA4 histone acetyltransferase complex. The transcript has a single exon. The record is from RefSeq and is a predicted model, not a curated record. Gene Ontology annotation, molecular function: chromatin binding.
AUGUCACCGUCCAAGUCGGCAUCUGAGCAAUCGAGAAGGACAUCGGUGCAGCCUCCAACUCGACCCACAUCACCUCGAUCGACUGCCGAUUCGAAACCUGUCGCUACACGUCCGAUCGAUGAGCCGCCUGCCACAACUAGACCAGUGAAGCAGGCAGAGAAUGCAGCCAUCGAGUCUGUACCUCCCUCAGUUGUUCAACAAACUGAUCCACCACUACUACAGCAAUCCUCAGUAGUACCAGUAAGUCAAGGUAAGGAUACCUUGAACGGCCGACCUGAAGAUAUACGAAAGAAGACUCCCACUAUACCUCCCACGCUCGAGACGCAAGAUGCCCAAUCAUCGCCUACCUCAUCCAACGGACGCCCCUCAUCCCACACGCCAGGUCCUGAAGCAGGGUCACCAACAACUAGCCCAGGCGACGAUACUGCUGCAACGUUGGAUAUAUUGAACAUGAAGCCACCGGAACCACGCAGGGAAGAACCACAAACACCAGACAUACACAUUGCCCCUACCCACAAAAUGUCCGUAUCGUUCAUCGAUGUGGACAUGAUGGAUGCAGACCCGACCACUACUUUUGACUCUCCAGUGCAACCUUUGGAGCACCCUCCAACCCCGCCAGAUCCUAAGCACAAGAAGCCGGCAAUCACUGUCGACGUUCAAAACGACUCAAGGUCUUACUUCGAUUCACGACAAGAGAGCACCGUCGUUGAGACGCCCGCUGCUAUAUCACAAAGCUCGGCUAGGCAGACACCGGCUGCAACACCAGCCGUUGAUUCUUCUCGCAGAGCUACCAGAAUCCAGUCGGGUGUCUUGCAGAAAAAGAGUGUCUCUGAAAUUCUAGGCGAAAGUCCAAGACCUGGCUCACCCAACAACGAUGCCUCUGCUGCCGUUUCAGCACGAGCUGCGGACAAAGAUCGCAAGGAGAGGGAGAGGAGCCGACUGUCAACCGUGGUCUUCGCAAAGCCACAGAAACCAACUAUCGAGUCUGACACCAUCGAGCUUGCGCGAUUAGACCAGCCAUCGAAGGAGCUUGCAAAGCAAGCAGACCGUGACUAUAUGUAUACCUUGUUUGAGAGUAAAGCACACUCACAGAACCGAUCUGGAUCGCUCACUUAUCUACUUCAACAUUCCCACAAAGCUAUCUCAACUUCAGACCACCUGGUAGAUUACCAUUACCAAGCCCAUUGUCGUGCACUUAAGAGAUUGUACUCACUACAAAAUCAGGAUAACUGGAGCUUGAGGCAGAGAAAACGUGCAGAGGAACCAGCUCGACCUACCUCUCAUUGGGAUUUCCUGCUAGAUCAUGCAAAAUGGAUGCGUACCGACUUUCGCGAAGAGAGGCGCUGGAAGCUUGCUGCUGCAAGGGCUGUAGCGGAGGCCUGUGCGGAAUGGAUGGCCGCAGACCGCAUGGGGAGGAAGUUGUUACAAGUCCAUGUUCGUCCGCCAAGACAAUUUGCAGAUCUGAAUUUGACAGAUGGGCCAAUCGAACAAGCACCAUCUUCGCCCCCCGACCUCGAGCCGCAUGGAGAAGACGACUCCGUAAGCGAAGAUAUAGCCGAUCCUAGGGAUGUUGUUACGUCGAUUGCCCCCGCAGCCAUAUUCUCUCUUGGUGCUUCAGAUUUCACCUUCGCUAUAGACAAGACUCCUGCUUUCGACAAGCUAUUGAACGAAUUGCCACUUUAUCAGCCCUCGAAGAUUGAACCGGACCUCUCAAAGUCGAAUUUGGCUGAACGUCUAGAUUCACGUUGGAAAACAGAUAUUGUGCCCGUGUCGAGGUUCGCUACAGAAAAGCUCAAAGUCAAGGAUUACAAACCCCCACUCAAACGCAGCAGAUAUGACUAUGAUGUCGAUGACUCGCCGCCUGCAAAACGACCAGCACUCGAGCCACGCGAGACCGAGGUUGCCUUAUUCAUGCCAGAGAACAAGCACAUUAGGGAUAGGAUUCAUCCUGGCCAUGCUUUCCGUCCACCAGCAGAACAUCCUAUGCCAUCACAAGCUUUCUUCGAAACCCGAACGUCGUCGCAGUGGCUUGCUGUCGAGGACGAUGAGGUACGACGUCAAGCACGAGAAUACUCCUUCAACUGGACUCUAAUCUCCGAGUUGAUGACACCACCUACACUAUAUGUUUCUGGACAGGAUAGACGCACGGCCUGGGAAUGCUUCGAACGCUGGAUCGGACUGGAAGGCAUGCCCGCAGAUAUGGCUAAGACACCCUACUUCAAGACUUACUCAAACAGAAUUGAAACCGCUCAACGCAACGUGCAAGCUCAGUGGGAAGAGCUCGAAAGACGCAAUAAUCAGACGCCAAGUACUCGUCGUAAAACGACAUUACCGGUUCGCGUAGAACGCAAACACAAUAGAAGGCAUCUUUUCAUGCUUGACGCAAUGCGCAAACUCGCGAAGAAAAGAGAAGCUGUGCGUCAGAAGCAGGCUCAGUCUGCAGACAUGGCUGCGAUGCGGAAGUCUAACGAUGUACAUGCUCCGAGACCAGGAACCAAGACACCUGCCGAAUGGUCUCAACUCAAGUACGAAAGAGAACAGAAGAUGGUUAAGCAGCAAGAAAUGUACAAACAGCAACUCAUAGCUCACCAACGAGCAGUCGUGCAGCAACAACGUGCCGGGCAGAGUACUCCAGCUAAUGGCAUGCCAAUCCCUCCCAAUGCAGGAAACCAACUGCGUGUACCUGGAUCUAAUGGUGCGCCAGUACCUGCGAUACCUAAUGGGCAGAUGCAGGUACAAAAUGGCCAACCUCGACCCCAUCCUAAUAUGAUGGGUAUGCAUCAAGGUAUGGGUAUGCCCGCUGGCCUUGUUGGUCCGAAAGGGAUGCCACAGCCCAUGCCCAUCGCAAAUAGAGGCAUGGUAGGAUCGCCCCAACAGAUCAAGAUGCAACAGGAGCUUCUCCGACAAGCACAAGUCGCACAACAGAAUGGAGGUCACUCGUCUCCGAGCAUUCAACAAGCCUCAAUGGCUAAUGGCCAGAACCUGAACAACGCAUUCAUGAACUCCUUGAAUCAGGGUAACAACCAAAGCUCGACCCCGAAUCAUGCAUCACCUCUCCCUCAAACAAGUCACGUGCCGCAAAGUCUCUCCAGCGGUUCCAUGCCGAAGAUCAACCAAUUAGCUGUAAGCAUCCGCGAACAGUAUCCCAAUAUGUCGGAUGAGGAGGUCAAGGGCAUUGCGACACGACAACUCCUCCAGUGGCAGCAACAGGCGACUGCCGCCGCCGCUGGCAAUCCUCCCCGCCCGAAAGCGGUCAAUCAAGCUGCUCUGAACGCUGCGAUGGGCGCGGCAAAUUCUGGCGCAUAUGCUGCAGCACAGAACCAAAAUGCCAUGAAUAUGAAUGCUAACGUCAAUUCAACAACUAAUAUGGGACAUCCUCAGAUGAGCUAUGAUGCAGCUCAACAAUAUCACCAGCGCAUACGUAUGCAGCAGCAACAGGCGCAACAGAACGCAGCACGAAUGCAUGCGCCAAUAACACCUGGUAUAAGUGCUUCGCCAGUCAUGAAUAUGGCAAGACCAGUGAGUCAACACAGUCAACAGUCUGGUAUGAACGGUGGAGUAGGUAGAACCUCGGUAACGCCUGCAAGAGAUCAGAGGAGUGGCAGCGUUUCGACAAGCAUGAAUAAUGGUCAAGCUCAAGGGACCGGCGCAUCCCAGGUCCAGAGUCAGAGCCAAGGGCCACAAAGCAGUCCCAUGCAAACCUGA